Messenger RNA from Danio aesculapii, 4553 nucleotides. RefSeq names its product ADAM metallopeptidase with thrombospondin type 1 motif, 17 (gene adamts17). Lineage: Eukaryota; Metazoa; Chordata; Actinopteri; Cypriniformes; Danionidae. The coding region runs from base 86 to 3490 and encodes 1134 amino acids. Gene Ontology annotation, molecular function: metalloendopeptidase activity. The transcript has 24 exons. The record is from RefSeq and is a predicted model, not a curated record. Gene Ontology annotation, biological process: extracellular matrix organization; proteolysis. Gene Ontology annotation, cellular component: extracellular matrix.
GCUCCGCCAGCGCACGUUGUCCGUCUUCUUCACACUGCAGACUGUUUUCUAAGAUAUAACACUUCUACUACUGCUAAUAAUAACAAUGUACGAUAAUGACACUCUACUGCUUUUCCUGACUUAUCUUCUCGUUUGCAUUGGAUUUAAGGCAACAUCAGUGCAAUCUGCCAUGUACGAGACAGAUGUGGUCGUGCCACAGGAGCUGCAGCCGGAUGAGAUGCACCUGCUUUCGGGAGUUUACAGGUGGAGCAGAGGCCGCAAACGCCGCUCGGACCCUCAGCGCGAGAACCAUCUGUUCCUGCGGCUUCCGGCUUUUGGAAAGGAGCUGUACUUGGAGCUCCAGAGAGAUGCCUCUUUCCUCACCGAGGGGUUUGUGACGGAGGAGAGGAGGGAGGAGGGCAGCGUUCAGCAUGAGCCUCUUCCAAAGGUCCGCCAGUGUUUCUAUAAUGGAGCCAUUCUCAAUCAUACGGACUCCUUCGUCUCGUUGGACACUUGUGGAGGACUGACUGGCCUGGUUCAGACUGCAGAGGAAAGACUGUUCAUCGAGCCAGUGGGCCAGGCCGCAGAUUCCUUCUCUGGCUGGAAACACCGAGUGAUCCGGGAAAAGCAUUCUUCACCAGACGGACCUGUUCCCGCUGCAGACGGCAGAGAACAAUUCUGCCAAACCAUCCAAGACAAGAAGAAAGAGAAAAUGCCAAGAGGAGCAGAGCAGGUGCGCAGCAGGAGGAACGCCAUCAGAUUGAGUCGAGAGUAUACGGUGGAGACGCUCGUGGUUGCAGAUGCAAACAUGGUGCAAUAUCACGGAGCUGAGGCAGCUCAACGUUUUCUUCUCACCGUCAUGAACAUGGUGUAUAACAUGUUUCAGCAUCAGAGUUUGGGUCUGAGGCUCAACAUCCGGGUCACCAAGCUGGUUCUCCUGCACAACCGUCCAGAAAAGCUGAAGGUGGGUCAUCAUGGAGAAAAAGCCCUAGAGAGCUUCUGUCACUGGCAGCACGAGGAAUAUGGCGCCCGAUAUCUGGGAAACAAUCACGUUCCUGGCAGCAGAGAUGACCCUCCUCCUGUGGACGCGGCUGUGCUGGUCACCAGAACAGACUUUUGCGUCCACAAAGAUGAGCCUUGUGACACAGUUGGAAUUGCAUAUCUGGGCGGCACCUGUAGCUCCAAGAGGAAGUGUGUGCUGGCGGAGGACAACGGACUCAAUUUGGCCUUCACCAUUGCUCAUGAGCUCGGACACAACAUGGGCAUAAGCCAUGAUGAUGAUCAUGCCAGCUGCACGGGUCACUCUCACAUCAUGUCUGGUGAAUGGGUAAAAGGACGAAACCCCAGCGACCUCUCCUGGUCCACCUGCAGUCGGGACGACCUGGAGAAGUUCCUCAGGUCUAAAGCCAGUGGUUGUUUGCUGCACACUGAUCCCCGUAACCGAUACCUCGUCCGUCUGCCGGCAAAACUCCCCGGGAUGCACUACAGCGCUGAUGAGCAGUGCCAGAUCCUGUUCGGCACCAACGCCACUUUCUGCACUGAUAUGGAGCACCUGAUGUGCGCAGGUCUUUGGUGUUUAGUGGAAGGAGACACAUCAUGCAAGACCAAACUAGAUCCUCCGCUGGACGGCACAGAAUGUGGAGCUGAUAAGUGGUGCCGGGCUGGUGAGUGUGUCAGUAAGACGCCUAUCCCGCAGCAUGUGGACGGAGACUGGAGUCCCUGGAGCACGUGGAGCAUGUGCAGCCGGACGUGUGGCACAGGAGCGCGCUUUCGACAGAGGAAAUGCGACAACCCACCGCCCGGUCCAGGAGGAAAAUACUGUCAGAAGGCCAAUGUCGAGCAUAAAGUGUGUGAAGGUCCACCGUGUACAAAGGGUCUGCCUACAUUUAGAGACCAGCAGUGUCAAUCUCAUGAGCGACAGGCCAGUAAGAAGAGCCAGAUGUGGACAGCUGUCAUCGAUGAUGAAAAGCCAUGUGCUUUGUAUUGCACACCCGUCGGCAGUGAUUCACCAGUGUUAGUGGCAGAACGGGUGCUGGACGGGACGCCAUGUGGACCUUAUGAGAGCGACCUGUGUGUCAACGGAAGAUGCCAGAAAAUCGGCUGUGAUGGCAUCAUCGGAUCGUCUGCAAAAGAAGAUCGAUGUGGCGUCUGCAACGGUGACGGCAAAUCCUGCAGGAUCAUCAAAGGAGACUUCAACCACUCCAAAGGCAUGGUCCCUCAUAGCCUUUGUAAGAAGGUUUCUACGUGCGUGAUGUCAAAACCCAGAGCUGUUCUCAAGUGUUUCUCAUGCUACAUCGAGGCGGCUGUGAUUCCAGUGGGAGCUCGGAGAAUCAAAGUGGUGGAGGACAAACCAUCACACAGCUUUCUGGCUCUGAAGGACUCCAGCAAGAGAUCCAUAAACAAUGACUGGAAGAUCGAGCUGCCCGGGGAGUUUGAGCUCGCUGGCACCACGGUGCGCUACGUGAGGAGAGGAUUGUGGGAAAAGAUGUCUGCCAAGGGACCCACUAAAACUCCACUCCAUCUCAUGGUUCUGCUGUUCCACGAUCAGACGUACGGGAUCCACUAUGAGUAUACGGUAGCUCUGAACCAGUCUCAGGAGAACAGCAGUGAUCUGGUGAAGGAGCCGGAGCAUAUGUACCUGUGGACCCACAGCAGCUGGGAGGACUGCAGCGUGCACUGCGGAGGAGGAGAGAGACGGACCGUGGUGUCAUGCAUGAGAAUCAUCAAUAAGACCAUGACUCCAGUAAACGACAGCUUCUGUCAGCUGGAGAACAAACCCUCGCCUCAGAUCCGCCAGUGCAACAUCCACCCCUGCCAGUACAGGUGGGUGACUGGCGAUUGGACGCAGUGUUCAUUAACCUGUGGUAAAGGCUUGCAGCAGAGGGAAGUCGGCUGCGUUUACCAACUGCAAAAUGGCACAUAUAUUCCCACCAGAGACCUGUACUGUCUGAGCUCCAAACCGGCCAGCGUUCAGCACUGCGAGGGACGUCACUGCCUCACCGUGUGGGAGGCAUCCGAAUGGUCCCAGUGUUCCUCUGAAUGUGGACACGGCAGCAGGAGGCGGACAGUGACCUGCACUAAUCCUCAGGGUCUCUGUGACCCUGUGUCCCGUCCCGCUGAAGUGGAGGCCUGUGAGGAUCACUCCAAAUGUUAUGAGUGGAAGACCGGCGAAUGGUCCAAGUGCUCGUCAUCAUGUGGGCGGGGCUUGCAGUCCAGAGUGGUCCAAUGCAUGCACAGAGUGAGUGGUCGCCACGGCAGCGACUGUCCAGCAGUGCUGAAGCCAGCAACGUACAGACAGUGUCAUCAGAGCACCUGUAAUGCCAGAGGGAACAUCAACACCAUCACCUCUCCCAGACUGGCUGCAUUGACGUAUAAGUGCGCGGGCGAUCAGUGGGCGGUUUACUGCAAGGUGAUCCGAGAGAAGAACCUGUGCCAGGACAUGCGCUGGUACCAACGCUGCUGCCAGACCUGCAGAGACUUUUACACCAACAAAAUGCCCCCCAAGAGUUAAUGAGCCCAGCACAGCCACACAUAGAGCUUUAUUUUUGCUUUUCUCAUUUGUACUGUUGAGAAUAAUGUUUUAUAUUCUUUAAAAAAAAUGUUAUGUGUAAAUGAAAGCAGCGGACAGACAUUUCCAAGCAGAACGUUUCUAACUAUGCAGCUUUUGAAGGCACUGAGGUUUGUCUCCACCUAAGUAUGUGUUGGCCGUGUGUUUGCGUACUUGAGUAACGUUUAGUUCUUGUUUUUGGACUUGAAGGUUUCUUGUUUUGCUGUAAUCCACUCUUUGCCCCUGGAAAUGAGUUUUUUAGCAUCCUGUUGCACUGUGGGUAAAGCUCAUUUCACCAGAUAUCCAGCUGAGGUUGCUUUUUAAAGGCCACUGGUUGGCCAUUAACUGAUGGACUUUAACAAUCUUUUGUCUUGUUUUUUUUCUUUUUAAAUGUUUUGUUUAGUAUUAAAGUAACUUCUCUUGUCAUGUUCACUCUGCACCCAAAACCUAGUGAGCUUCCUUGGUCCUUUAUUCACUAUUGGUUUCGGAAUUUCUUUAUAAGCCAUAAAUAUUUGAAUAAAUUAGCAAAUCAACUUUUAAUAAAUCAUAAAUCAAAUUUUGGUAAUCAUUUAAGCAUCAAAUGCAUUAUGCACAGUAUAUAAAUAAUUGUUACAUUUUUAUCCAUCAGCUUGGAUGUUUUCUUUUCCCUGAACUUGCUGUAAUGGAUUUACAUUGAUGCAUUUGAGAAAUGCAUUUUUUUGACAUGGCAUUUCAUGCGAGCGCCUUCCUUUUUGAUUGCCCCUAUUAUGCAUUAUAAUAGGUCAUAGUAUGGUUUUGGGGUCUCCAACACCAGGCUGAUCUGCAUGCAAGAUCAAAAAACACUAUCAUUGUCGUAUAAUAUGCAUUUACUUUUACCAGAAUAUCCCAAUGACUCCCAUAUGGUUUGUUCCAAACCCCUCUUUUGUGUGAUGCUAAUCUGCAGUAAUUGGUCUGUUGGCCCAGUCUGUUGUGAUUGGUCCAAUGACCCAGUCUGUUGUGAUCUGUUCGAUGACCCAGUCUAUUGAGAUUGGUCUAAUGACCCAGUGUG